Messenger RNA from Aspergillus uvarum CBS 121591, 1626 nucleotides. RefSeq names its product cytochrome P450. Lineage: Eukaryota; Fungi; Ascomycota; Eurotiomycetes; Eurotiales; Aspergillaceae. The transcript is spliced from 5 exons. Gene Ontology annotation, molecular function: oxidoreductase activity, acting on paired donors, with incorporation or reduction of molecular oxygen; heme binding; monooxygenase activity. The coding region runs from base 1 to 1626 and encodes 541 amino acids. The record is from RefSeq and is a predicted model, not a curated record.
AUGUUCUAUCUGCUUCUAGGCACCACUCUCUUUGCAUGGACUCUCUACAGUCUCAAGGGCUUGAUCCAAAAUAUCAAAAGUGUCCGGAAACUGAACAUCCCUUACCAUGUUCUCCCUGCCAGUCCCGUCAACCCGCUCUGGAUCGUCCUCGAGCCGGUAAUUUACUUCAUUUUGGAUCGUCUUCCAUUUGAAUUUGGUCGAGUCAGACAUUAUGGCCGACGCAGCUGGCAGUUUGGCGACCGAGCACAGUCGCAUCUGCGCAUGGGCGACGCGUGGGCGCUGGCCACCUCAUCCGAGGUCUUCGUCUAUGUGUGCGAUGCGGAGGCAAUCACCCAAAUCAUAAAUCGCCGUGCAGUAUUCACACGCCCAGUCGAGCUCUAUAAGACGUUGGACGUAUUUGGUCCAAAUGUGGCAACGACCCUCGGGGCCGACUGGCAGCGUCACCGCAAGAUCGUGGCCGCACCGUUCAAUGAAGGCAUCAACAGUCUUGUCUGGGACGAGGCUGCCUCGCAAGCCCAGGCUCUGCUUGCAUCGGCCGGAUCGGCCCCAGCCGGCGGGCUGGGCACCAACAUCCGCACCUUGGCUCUCAACGUCCUUGCAGCCACGGGGUUCAAGCGCCCGCAAUCCUCCCACGGCUCCCAGGAGGACCGAUCCCAGGAAGCUCGCUCGUAUGGCGAGUCGCUUAAUCUCGUGAUGGAAAAUUCUUUCUCGAUCAUGCUAAUCCCCCCGUGGAUCCUGAAACUCCCUGUGCUGCCCAGCUGGUGUCGACGGGUCGGAGAGGCGGUCGAGAUUUUCAAGCAGCAUAUGCUGACCAUGUUUAACGUGGAGAAAUCGCUGCUGGAAAAAGGGGAGCCCGGCACGGGGACCCUGAUGUCCUCCCUUAUCCGCGAGUCUGAGGUCACCCGUCACAGCAACCGCAAGCCGCUUACCAUCCAUGAGAUCCUCGGGAACAUCUACGUGAUCAACUUCGCCGGACAUGACACCACUGCCAACACGAUGACAUACCUGAUGUUCUUGCUAGCUGCGUACCCGGACAUCCAGGAGUGGAUAGCCGAGGAGAUCCGGACGGCCAUACCCCGCAGCGACCAGGACUCCGUGGGCUAUAAAGCAGCGUAUCCCCGACUGAAACGCUGCCUCGCCGUAUUACUCGAAACUGUCCGCCUGUACCCGGCGAUCUUGGCCCUUCCCAAAUCCGUCGCACCAGCGCAAGCGACCCUCCACCUCCCCGAGAGUAAUCGCACCCUCGUCCUCCCGCAUGGAGCCGUCAUCCUACCUAAAUCUCCUGCGGUGGACACCACUACGAACCAGAGUAUGGAGGGUAUCCCUGCCAGCCAGGCGGAGCAACUCGCACGCGAAGAGAUUAUCGAGCCGCGACCGGGGACCUAUAUCCCUUGGUCCGCUGGAGCGCAGGUGUGCGCGGGCCAGAAGUUCGCGCAGGUCGAGACUGUGGCGGUCUUGGCUUCCCUCUUCCGCGAGCAUCGGCUCCGGGUUGUGCUUGAAGACGGAGAGGAAUUUGAGGCGGCUCAGGCGCGGCUGGUGGCCAAGACGCUGGAUACGCAUCAGCUGCUGGUGAUUCAGAUGCGGGAUCCAGAUAGUGUCAAGUUUGUCUGGGAGCAUGUGGGGUGA